Molecule: messenger RNA, 2943 nt
Organism: Exaiptasia diaphana
Lineage: Eukaryota; Metazoa; Cnidaria; Anthozoa; Actiniaria; Aiptasiidae
Product: transducin beta-like protein 3
Exons: 29
Coding region: 103-2943 (946 amino acids)
Biological process (GO): endonucleolytic cleavage in 5'-ETS of tricistronic rRNA transcript (SSU-rRNA, 5.8S rRNA, LSU-rRNA); endonucleolytic cleavage to generate mature 5'-end of SSU-rRNA from (SSU-rRNA, 5.8S rRNA, LSU-rRNA)
Cellular component (GO): nucleolus; 90S preribosome; small-subunit processome
Molecular function (GO): U3 snoRNA binding; protein binding
Source: RefSeq, a predicted model, not a curated record
GAGGACUACAGCAUCACUGUGAAAACAUAGUGUAUUUUCAUGAUUUUCUUUUAACGUAACUGAUCUUGUGACGGUAAUUUUAGUUCAACUUCGACAUAUGUCAUGGCUUCUUCUUCAGACGUACUUCUAAAGUCAAAUUAUGAAGUUUCUUCAAAGAUCGAAGCGUUCUACACUGGCGGGAAAGCUCAGUUCUCUGCAGAUGAGCAAUAUGUUUUCUGUCUGUGUGCUGAAAAAGUUCAAGUAGUGAAUGUUGACAGUGGAAAGAUUUUCCAAUCUCUUGAAGAGGAUGGUGAUGUCAUUUCAUGCUUUGCUUGUUCUCCUGAUGAUCAGUGUUUAGUGACAGCAAGCAAGAACAUGUUAUUAAGACAGUGGGAUUGGAAAACUGGAACACAGACAAAAACAUGGAAGGCUGUCCAUGUUGCUCCUAUAGCAAGUAUGGUCUUUGAUUCUUCAUCAACUCUUCUUGCAACAGGUUCAAGUGAUAGUACAAUCAAAGUAUGGGACAUUAUCAAACAGUAUUACACUCACAAUCUCAAGGGUUCUCAUGGUGUUGUAAGUCUUGUUUGUUUUCAUCCUGAUCCAAAUGUCCUCCAGUUAUUUUCUGCUUCUGAUGAUUGUAAAAUACGAGUUUGGGAUUUAAAGAAAAGCAGAUGUGUUGGUAUUCUUGAGAGCCAUUUUAGUGUAGUGACGUCACUUGCCUUUGACUCGUCACUCAAGAACAUGAUAAGCUCAAGCCGAGAUAAUGUCCUAAAUAUCUGGAAUUUAGAAUCAAUUYAUUUACCAGAUAGAAAACCACCAAGAACAAUCCCUUGCUUUGAGGGUGUUGAAGCUGUGGUAAUGUUGGACAAAGAACACUCAAUUCCAGGAGCAAMUCAUAAUGAAGAAGUCUUUAUAACUGCUGGCAGUAAAGGUGUACUAAGGUUCUGGAGCCUCAAAGAUGCCAAAUGUAUUAAUACACUUGCAAUAAAAGAAGAAAAUACUGAUGAUGAGGCAACUGUUCAGCAUAUCGUACAUGCAUCCAUAUGUCGUAGUAGAGGUCUUCUGUCUGUUGUCACCUAUGAUCACAACAUUAUCUUGUACGAUCUGAACACACUGAAGGUUAUCAAGCAGCUUGUUGGCUACAAUGAUGACAUCUUAGACAUGUGCUUUGCUGGUUUCCAAGACAGCCAUAUUGCUGUAGCUACCAAUAGUAGCCAGCUAAGACUGUACAGGAUGAGUACAAUGGAUUGUAGAAUAUUAUCAGGUCAUUCUAAUAUCAUACUUGCUGUAGAUGUCAGCCCUGAUGGGCACAAGCUUGUCACUGGUUCAAAGGACAAUGAGGUUAGGCUUUGGAAUAUGAAUGAAGAAGAUCACUUUGAAUGCACUGCAUUAGGAAAAGGCCACACCCAUGCCGUCAGUGCAGUUAGAUGGUCUAGAACUGGAGAUCACUUUGUUGUCAGUGGCAGUCAGGAUUUGACGUUAAAACUAUGGGCUAUCCCUUCACCAAAUAAGGGUGAUAUAUCCAACAUGGUGGUAAAAAUUACAGAAAAGGCUCAUGAUAAGGACGUCAACUCAGUGACUGUUUCUCCAAAUGACAAACUCAUGGCUACAGGAUCACAAGACAAAACUGCCAAGGUAUGGAAAGUCAAGGAUGGGACAUUGAUGGGUACCUUGAGGGGCCAUAAAAGAGGAGUAUGGUGUGUUCAGUUUUCACCUGUAGAUCAGUGCAUUGCYACCACAUCAGGAGACAGCACCAUCAAGAUAUGGGCCCUAUCUGACAUGACAUGUGUGAAGACAUUCGAGGGUCACAGCAGUUCAGUGUUGAAAGUAAUUUUCAUUUCAAGAGGAAUGCAACUUCUUUCAAGUGGAUCUGAUGGACUWGUGAAAUUGUGGACCAUCAAGACCAAUGAGUGCAUCAAGACAUUUGAUCAACAUAAUGAUAAGGUGUGGUCCAUUGCAACAAACAAGAAUGAAGACAUAGUAKUGUCAGGAGGAGGUGAUUCUGUUAUUAAUAUCUGGAAGGAUGUUACCAGAGAAGAACAACAAAAAGUACAUGAAGAAUCUGAGAAGAAGAUUUUGAUGGAGCAAAAGCUAUCAAAUCUCCUCCAAGAAAAACAGUUUACAAAAGCUGUAGGKCUGGCAAUCACACUGGAUCAACCUUUCAGACUCCUAAAGAUAUUUAAAGACAUGUUGGAGUUAGAAGAAGGACAAAACCAACUCAUGAAUACUAUUAAGGACCUUAGAGAUGAUCAAAUUGAUUCAGUUCUCAAGUUUAUUACUGGGUGGAAUACAAAUGCUAGAAACACCAUGACAACACAAACAGUUCUGUCGACAAUUUUCAAGACGAAGUCACCAUAUGAACUYGYUGAAAGACCUGACAUGAAAGAAACAAUAGAAGCCUUGAUACCAUACACAGAAAGGCAUUUGAAGAGAAUAAAUCGGCUUUUACAGCAAUCUGAAUUCCUGGAAUAUACUUGGCAACGUAUGAAGCUCACAUCGCCGGCUGAAAGUGUUAGAACUCAUGCUCAGACAACUGAAGAGCUCGCUAUUCCUGUUAACCAAUCGACGAUAGAAAGUCUGGACCAACCAACAUCUGAACCAGUUGAGCCACAGACCGUAUGUGAUCUAAUAGUGAACGGUCAUGGCAAUGAUGAACUACAUAAGACUGUUGAUGAAAAUAAGAAUGAUCGGUUAUUCCCUUUGAACWUUCGAAAAUGGAGCCUUGUGYAUGUGGGCAAGAAGGCAGCCAAUCUCGCUCCAGAGCUCUGUUUAGAGGAACWUGGGCUCUGGAGCGAGAUUGGAAGCCAACUAAAUGUGUCAGUCCCCACUCAUACAAAACAGACCAGAUGCAAACCCAAACCCCCCAAAACUGAGGCUAUCGUUGGUUAUGACUUUGCCUUAGAUGAGGAUGAUAAAAUCGUGAUCGUGACAAGGUUCUUUUUACGAACUUCCUGUAAAUUUUAG